AUGGCUGGGGAGCAGGCGCGUCGAAAGAAGAUCGCACCACAGAGUACACGCCAGACGAGGCGCACUUGCCUCAGAAGGUCGAAAUUCCACCUGGCUGCGCCACUUCUCUCGGGGAAAACGGGCAUUCUCGCAAAGACAAAGAAGAAGUUGAAUCCCAUCAAAUCACUAUUCGACUCAAAGUUUGAUGCCAUUUCCGGAGGCCUGUUUCAAUCAUCUCCAUUCAAAUACGACGUGGGGUCAAAAGGUUCAGGAGUCCUGUCAGACGCGCUGUCUGCACUUGAGGACAUUUCCUUGGAUCCGUUUGCCGUGGGUGGCCAAGUGGUGAGCUCAGGAUUGGCUGUGAAGCUGGGAUUGCUGAACAGAAUUUUCAACCAUAAAAAGUCAGGUGUAGAGAGAGUGAACGAAGCUGUUGAUUCUUUCAUCAGCACAAAGGAAAAGAACACGAGAACCGCCAUUGAGGCGGGCGUCGCUCUCGUUGAUGCUGAUCCAACGAGUGCAGCUAUCAAGAAUCUCAUCUUCAAGGCUUUGAUAUUCCACCUAUACGCUGACGCAAGUCUCCACGCCAAGCUGUCGGCGACGAGUGGCGCCAUCAGUCGUCUUCUUGGGUGGAACAAAUGGCUGAAUCCACUGGGAUUGGACAAAUUUAUCAUUAACCCCGGCGUCGGCGUUCUCCGAGGGGUCGCCGAGACGAUCAGGGACGCCAUCUCGGCGCCCGCAAGACUGUUUGGCGUUCAGAACCUGAGAGGCGCGCCGCCCACGUCGACCCUCAUCAACAGCCCCUUCGCGGACACGGGCGACAUCUUGAACACCCUCCAGAGCUUCACGCGCAGCCUCGACGUCCCCGUGCUCAGCGACGUGGUCGGCAGCCUCGCUCCCAGGACCGGAACCGAUUUCUUCAACGGAGUCGUGGACGCCCUGCGCGGCAUUGGGGUCACCACGACGGACGCCGUUCGAUCCCAGCUGUCUCAAUUCCGGGACUUGGCCUUUCGGUCCCUCAACCCCCUGGGGCUAAACACCCCCUUCAGGGACACUAGCCCCCUUAGGGACAUCGUAGGGGGGUAUGAUGACGUCUUGGAAGUGCUGCGUGGCGUCACCAACGUAUUUCGCUCCAGCGGGAAUGGCGCCCUGGACACUCUCACGGCGGGGGGGGGCCUGCCUUCGCUGAACCUGGACCGAGUGGGACAGGCCUUCUCUCAGGCGGUGAGCGCCCUGGACGAGGGGACGGAGUUGGGCAAGCUGGCGGGGAGCCUGGGCGACUUGGACCUGCCCGACAUCGACGGGCUCCAGGAGGCGGGGGAGAGACUGAAGGCGGCGAGGGACAUCGUGGAUCGCAUCCGGGCGACGGUGGACGCUCAGAGUGUCGACGAACCGAACGAUUCGUGA
Ostreobium quekettii is the source of this 1383-nucleotide messenger RNA. Lineage: Eukaryota; Viridiplantae; Chlorophyta; Ulvophyceae; Bryopsidales; Ostreobiaceae. The record is from the annotation of a GenBank genome assembly.